Lasiodiplodia theobromae is the source of this 966-nucleotide messenger RNA. RefSeq names its product GTP cyclohydrolase i. Gene Ontology annotation, biological process: tetrahydrobiopterin biosynthetic process; tetrahydrofolate biosynthetic process. Gene Ontology annotation, molecular function: GTP binding; GTP cyclohydrolase I activity; zinc ion binding. The transcript has 3 exons. Bases 1 to 966 code for a protein of 321 amino acids. Gene Ontology annotation, cellular component: cytoplasm. Lineage: Eukaryota; Fungi; Ascomycota; Dothideomycetes; Botryosphaeriales; Botryosphaeriaceae. The record is from RefSeq and is a predicted model, not a curated record.
AUGGACCCGUCGCAGCAGAAGCCGCUCUCCGCCGUUCCCCCGCACGUCGUAAACGGCUCUACGCCCACCGAAUCGCGAGACCAGCGCGAGCGCGACAGCCUCUUCGCGUCGAUCCAGUCAUCUGCCAGCGCCCGUCAGCCCAUUGACCUCACCCACCCCAAUGGCACUUUCUCCAAACCUCAGACUCACAAGAUGGACCUCGUUCGCGGCAAAGCGCAUAUGGUGAAUGGCGUCGAGGAACACGCUCGUGACGCGAAGGACGAGGCCUCCCCACCUACGCCGCUGGCCACGAGUCGUCCCCAGAGUCCCUUUACUCAGCAUCCCACCAUCGACUUUGACGGCCUGAGCUGGCCCAGCUUGGGAACGCGGGAGCGCAAGGAAGCCACCGACGAGCAGAAGGAGGAGCGUCUCCAGAAACUCUCGGGCGCCGUGCGGACGAUUCUCGAAUGCCUUGGCGAAGACCCCAACCGCGAGGGUCUUCUCGAGACGCCGGAGCGUUAUGCCAAAGCCAUGCUCUUCUUCACAAAGGGCUACGAGGAGAACCUGUUCGACAUCGUCAAUCGGGCGGUUUUCCAUGAGGACCACGAUGAGCUCGUCAUUGUGAAGGACAUCGAGGUCUUUUCGCUCUGCGAGCAUCAUCUGGUUCCCUUCAUGGGAAAGAUGCACAUUGGCUAUAUUCCCAACCGUCGUGUCCUCGGUCUCUCGAAGCUUGCCAGGAUUGCGGAGAUGUUCGCGCGCAGGCUCCAGGUACAAGAGCGUUUGACGAAGCAGGUCGCUCUGGCCUUGUCCGAGGUGCUUCAGCCCCAGGGUGUAGCUGUCGUCAUGGAAUCGAGCCAUCUUUGCAUGGUCAUGCGCGGUGUUGAGAAGACCGGCUCGAGCACAACCACCAGCUGCAUGCUCGGACGCAUGCGGUCUACUGCGAAAACCAGGGAAGAAUUCUUGAACCUCGUUCUUGGCCGGCGGUAA